UCAAAUCCGAUGUAAACAGAAUUUACGCGGGAAAGUCUGCGAGCCGGAGAAUUGUAAACAAAGAAGCAGAAGACUUUUAGAUAAUGCAGUUUUAUAACUAAUUAAACGUUGAAACAAUGGAAAACUUCCAAAAGAUAGAAAAAAUUGGUGAAGGAACAUACGGCGUUGUGUACAAGGCCCGAGAUAAGUUAAGCGGACGACUGGUUGCAUUGAAAAAAAUCCGCUUGGAUGCUGAUUCUGAAGGUGUCCCAAGUACCGCUAUUCGUGAAAUAUCACUUCUAAAAGAAUUGGACCAUGUCAAUAUUGUUAGGUUGCUGGAUGUAGUGCACAGUGAGAAGAAGCUGUAUUUGGUAUUUGAGUAUCUACACCAGGACCUUAAGAAAUACAUAGAUAGUUGCCCUACUGGGUUAGGAGAAACUCUAAUAAAGAGUUACUUACACCAGCUGUUGCUGGGAAUCGCUUAUUGCCAUGGUCACCGUGUUUUACAUAGAGAUAUAAAACCACAGAAUCUUCUAAUAGAUGUGCAAGGAAAUAUCAAGCUAGCAGAUUUUGGUCUAGCCAGAGCUUUUGGGGUACCAGUUCGUACAUACACACAUGAGGUAGUUACAUUAUGGUACAGAGCUCCAGAGAUCUUGCUUGGUAGUAAGUUUUAUUCCACCCCAGUGGACAUAUGGAGCCUUGGGUGUAUUUUUGCAGAAAUGAUAAAAAAGAAGCCUCUUUUCCCAGGAGAUUCUGAAAUUGACCAGCUCUUCAGAAUAUUCAGAACUCUUGGAACCCCAGAUGAGACAGUUUGGCCUAAUGUUACCCAGUUACCAGACUUUAAAUCAUCUUUCCCUAAAUGGCCAAUACAGUCUGUGGCCAAUGUUUUACCUCAUCUCUGCCCAGAGGGCAUUGACCUGAUCACUAAAAUGAUGAAAUAUGAGCCAAGCCAGAGAAUUUCUGCCAAAACAGCAUUGGGGCACAGUUACUUCAGUGAAUUGAUUGGCAGAAAUAGACCUGCCCCAAUUAUUAAGUAGAACAGUUAUCUAGAAAGAUUAGAGUGCCUUCUUUUUCUGCUGCCGUACAUGUAGUGCCACAGAGAGCUGCUGUUUGCUGAAUCAGAAUCCCUUUAACUGAUGUGUUCUUACAGAUAACAAUGUGCCAGGGAUUAGCUUCAUUUCUAGCAUAGAUCUAGCUGUAUGUUAUAUAUAGGCGCUAUGGCCACUCUGCAGGUUAAAAGCUAUACAAACAAAAAGCAAACAUAACAUUUUUUAUUAUAGCAUAUACAUGUAUUGUACAUAAUAUCAUAGUCCUAGCUGGCUGUGUGUAAUUUUAUGAAGUACAGUGGAUAUUAACAUGACAUAGUGGUUUUUUCCAUAAAACAGUGUCAUAUACUACAUGGAUGUUCAAAAAACCUUGCCCCUACUUUACAAUUUCACUGUUAAUAAUAACACAAAACAAUGCUGUAAAUUGAAAUUUUACCUUCAUAUAGAAAUUGUUGUUAAUUGGUAAAAUUUGAAUCUGUGUUUUAUUUGUCAGGACAUUUGAAGUAUUUUACAUCAUCUAGCAUUGUCAUUUUUUUAGAAGCCUUAAUUGUAAGUAAUGUGAAAACUGCUGAUAAGACGGGAAUUCAUAUUAUUUGUAGCAUUUUUCUCUUGUUGAGGUUUAUGGUGCAGUCUAGAGUUUAGAGAUGUGAUAUGUUAUAAACAUGUACUGCUAUUGUUAUUUUACUAUUUAAUGUAUUUCUCUAUUUAAUUUGUUGUUUAUGUAUUAAUUUUAAAAGAAACUUUUAACACUUGCAUAGCAUUACCUACUGUAGAAGAAUAUUAUAUAUAUUUUUUUUUUGGUUAUUUAAAUUUUUCAAUCAUAGAUCUGCAGUGUACAUUCAUUAAAAAAUAUUGCUAUAAACUGCUUGUAAAUUAGUUUGGGCGAAUGAGUAUAGAAAUUCAUUGCCACAUAAGUCAGCCAUUAAAAUUUGGCUUGAGACUGAAGUCAUGUCAUUUAAUAAUGAGAACCUCUUUUGUUAAGUGUUUGACUGAAUCAUUUCAACAUUACCAAUAUUUUCUUAGAACAUUAAGGUUUUAUUGUAUUAAAGCUGUAUAACUUAUCUAUGGAAAAUCAGUCAUAAAUUCUACAGAGGUGUUCCUAUUAUAGCUUGAGAUUUUCAACCAAUUUGAAUGUUGCUUUAUAAUUUUAAAGUGAUUUUGACAAAAUCCAGCUAAUAAGUUGAUCAUGCCCAGAUUCAUUUUUAAAUGAAAAUUACCUGAUUUAAUUUCUAAAGUGACCGUUAUAUAGAAAAUAGUGUUUACAAAACGUCUUACUGACAGGAGAUCAACAGGUUAUUUUGUGAUUUACACAAUUAUGUUGCCUUUGAUUAGAAGAAAUUUUUAAUCGUUUUGUCUCACUGCAGUCUGUAGAACAAAUUAGCUCAUUAGCAUCACAUAUGAUGGUAGACAAUUUCUAAUCUCGGGGUAUAAUAACUCUUUCCAUGGACCAUCUUCACAUUGGUCAAAGUUAACCUAAAUUUUUCUGACAAAAGUGUCGAGGAGAACAGUAUAAUCUGAACUAAUUUAAAUAAUGGAAACUUUAGAUGAUUGUACACUCAGCUUAGUUUUGAAAUAGGGCAAACCAUUUGAUUUUAGACAAUUUAAACUAUUAAUCUUUUACUGAAAAUUUCUGUAUUUUUUUCUGUCGUUUCUGUUUUUGUUGUUGUUACAUGUUGAGCAGAGUAUGGUCAUAUGAAGUCAUGUUUUUCAGGGUCUUUUCCAUAUAUAGGCAAAUAACUUGUAUUUGAGCAAGCAGGUAGUAAAAUGUUGAUGAUGGUCCUGUUGUCGUAGAAACAAUCCCUUAAAUUUAUAGUAUUUCUUGUAUAAGGUCUAAAUAUGUUGAUAGAAAAGCUAUAAGCCAAAAAAAAAAAUAUGUAAAAAGUUUAAUUUGAUUCUUUGCAAAUAGUAGCUAUGUUUGUUAUUUUAAAUGUUUUUAUCUUCCUUUAGUUUUAGUUCUACUUUUAAGUAAGUUUUCAUUCACGAUUGUUUUGAAGAGAAAAAAAUAGAUAUAAUGAAACUAAUCUUUUCAAUAUUUUGAUGAAUAAUUAAGGUUAAAUACAAAAUUUGAGGUUUAAAAAGUUCAAAAGGUGUUCAAAUUUGAAAAUACCACAUUGUGUUCAAAUAAGAAUAAAGUGUUCAACAGUUUUAUUUCAAUUACAUGUAUCUAUGUUUUUAUAAUUUGUGUAAUUUUAUAUUAAAAAUGGUCUAUGUGCAAGCUAUAA
This is a messenger RNA of Ruditapes philippinarum (Manila clam), 3247 nucleotides long. RefSeq names its product cyclin-dependent kinase 2-like. Gene Ontology annotation, molecular function: ATP binding; cyclin-dependent protein serine/threonine kinase activity; cyclin binding. NCBI's taxonomy places the organism in Eukaryota, Metazoa, Mollusca, Bivalvia, Venerida, Veneridae. Gene Ontology annotation, biological process: signal transduction; regulation of G2/M transition of mitotic cell cycle; regulation of gene expression. The record is from RefSeq and is a predicted model, not a curated record. Bases 117 to 1016 code for a protein of 299 amino acids. The transcript is spliced from 8 exons. Gene Ontology annotation, cellular component: cytoplasm; cyclin-dependent protein kinase holoenzyme complex; nucleus.